Molecule: messenger RNA, 1183 nt
Organism: Marasmius oreades (fairy-ring Marasmius)
Lineage: Eukaryota; Fungi; Basidiomycota; Agaricomycetes; Agaricales; Marasmiaceae
Exons: 15
Coding region: 477-989 (170 amino acids)
Source: RefSeq, a predicted model, not a curated record
CCCAACUCCUACCUACUGCGUUAUGAACUUCAGUUAACUUGCUUCAGGUCACCAAAAUGCGUCUAUCGGCCGAAGAAGGUUGGCAAUGUUUGUUUGGUGGCACGGACUGCCAGUGGUAUACUCGGCGAGUCGGCUUUUUUUUUGCCUACGCCUACACUGUGACGGACCCCACUCCCCACUACUGAGCCACUGUAGGGCCUAUAUUCCACGGUCAAUCCUGGUCGACCGGGGAACCACAUAGAUAGGUAGCAACUCUAGAAUUAUUCGGUCGCCUCAAACCCAUGUCUUCUCGAACCGACUCGAGCAUUGGUAUCUGGGAAGCUCACACCCAUUUGAGCUCAUUGCGCUAUCUAUCGCGUCUCGAUGACGGCAUGCCAUCAGGACAACCCCAGAAAAUAAUCAAUUCUGAGUUCCUUCCAACCAUAUAAAGCUUUCCACUCUCCGCUCUCACACCACCAAGAGGAGUUACCCUAACGAUGUCAGUCGCUACACUUCAGGCCUUUGGAGAGCAGCUACCUCUCGACAACACAAUCGGUGCGAUGUUAAUUGGCGUUAUAACAAGUGCCGUCUUGUAUGGUGUCUCAUUGGGACAGACAUUAUACUAUUUCAAUCGAUACCCUAAGGAUCCUUGGUACCUAAAAUGGCUGGUCGGCUCUACAUUAUUUUUCGAUACCCUCCAUCUUGCCUUGAUCUCGCACUCUGUGUAUCACUACACGAUCAUAGAAUACUACAAUCACCACGCUUUGGAAAAUGUAGUUUGGUCCGUGCUGGCGGAGCUAAUCCCCAAUGGACUCACUGCAACGUUUGUGCAACUAUUCUAUGUCAGCCGGGUCUUCCGCCUCAGCAAAAAGAAUUACUGGUUAACGGGUAUCAUCCUGGUGCUUGUGUUAGCCUAUGCUGCCGGAGGCGUUGGUAAGUUUCUCUUCCCGUCACUGUAUGUCAUACUCAGAACUCUUUUACGCCUACGUUCACAGCCUGGGCCGUCAUAACUUUACAAAUGAAAACGUUUUCCGACGUAUUAAGAAUCACCCCACUCACGAUCGCUCUCAACGUUAUAACAGUGGUCGCGGACCUUCUCAUCGCCGGCGUACUUUGUUAUAUUCUCGCCCGCUCUAGGACUGGGUUCCGCCGAACAGACAGUUUGAUCAACAAACUGAUUGCCUUCACAGCUAAUACUGGACUG